AUAAAUAAUUUUAACAGCAAAGAUGACAGCUUGCUUAAUGUAAACAACUGUUUUUUGUGAUAAUAUUAAAAUAGAUGUAAUGCUUAAUAAAUUUAAUAAAGAAUAAUUAUGGCUCAGAAGUAUUUAUACGAGAAACCCUUUAAAGAUCGAAGAUGCUUCAACCAGAGAAAGCGAGAAUCCGAAUCAAUUUCUGCUAAGUAUCCUGAUAAAGUUCCUUUGAUCAUUGAAAGAUAUAAAUCAGAGAAAGCCUUACCAGUUCUUGAAAAAAUGAAAUAUCUUGUUCCUUCUGAUAUGACAGUUGGUAUGCUCUCCAAUGUGAUUAGAAAACGUUUACAGUUAAACUCGAGCCAGUCGUUAUUUUUGUUAAUUAACAGUCGAAAUAUUUGUUCUAGCUCCUUAACUUUACUUGAUGUUUAUCGUGAAGAAAAAGAUGAAGAUGGUUUUUUAUAUAUUGUAUACGCAUCUCAAGAAGUAUUUGGUUCUUACAUUAAUUUUUAAAGAUUUCUUUAUAUACAAACUUUAAUGAAAUUAGAAAGAUCAUAAAUACCUUUUUAGGAAAUUCUUA
Messenger RNA from Hydra vulgaris (swiftwater hydra), 565 nucleotides. RefSeq names its product microtubule-associated proteins 1A/1B light chain 3A. Gene Ontology annotation, molecular function: ubiquitin protein ligase binding. Gene Ontology annotation, biological process: cellular response to nitrogen starvation; autophagy of mitochondrion; autophagosome assembly. Lineage: Eukaryota; Metazoa; Cnidaria; Hydrozoa; Anthoathecata; Hydridae. Gene Ontology annotation, cellular component: autophagosome membrane; cytosol; autophagosome. The record is from RefSeq and is a predicted model, not a curated record.